Molecule: messenger RNA, 279 nt
Organism: Sclerotinia borealis F-4128
Lineage: Eukaryota; Fungi; Ascomycota; Leotiomycetes; Helotiales; Sclerotiniaceae
Source: the annotation of a GenBank genome assembly
AUGCGUCAUAAGUUUCACAUCACCAUUGCCCUAUUCAAUAUUGGGGCGGCCUGGGUAGCUCCAGAGCCUGGCGUCGACAAAAUGCAAAUAACCAUGUGUGGAGAGCAAGCCGCCCGUCUAUUCCGCCAUAUUGAGGUCGACAUCCUCGUGCCGAUGCACUUUGAGUCAUGGAAACAUUUUACUCAAGGCAAAGAUGGUUUACGUUCAGCGUUUGAGGCGGCAGGAAUUAUUGAUCAUGUUCGUUGGCUUGAACCUGGUGUAGCACAAAAGAUUAUUUAA